ACCCUAUGACUGCUUCUGUGCCAGAAGCAGUGGCUGUGGAGGAUCAGGAUCCUCCAAGGGUGCCUCUGUUGUAUGAUGCAUGUUUAACACUUGAAUUUUCCAGGCAUUUGUAUGUCCAGAUCAAGAAUUAGGAAUUAUACUGAACUGAUUGCUGCCACAUGUUUUCAAACUGCAGAGCACUACCUGCAAUGUAUCGUGCAGUUGUGCAGCAUAUAUACCCCAGGGAUGCAAAGCUAAAUACCCUGAUUAAGAAACAUCAGAAGGAUGUUGAAUGUACGCAUUAUAAUGUCGCCCUAAUGGCACAUCACCUUCCCCCACCCAGUCCCCAGGUCUCUGUUGUGGCAGGAUCACCAGGAUCAGUGUUGUAGGAAGAAGGAGCGUUGGACAAGAGACCAGGAAGAGCGUUUGCGGUGCCGGGAUCCUGACGCCUUCACCUGCGUCUCCCCCGAGCUCAGCCCUCUUCGUCCCCCGGCCCCUGCGCCAGGGAAAGACGUUUUGUUCUUCUUGUUUCCUUCAGCUUCCUCCUCAGCUCUUUUCCUUUGGUGAGUCGCUCCGACCACUGUGCUUGCUUUACACACUCCACCACUGGCAAAACCCCACCCUCCGCUCCCCUUAGGACUUGAGGGUAGGGGAGGGAGGGGACGGGGCCUCGGCCGCUCUGCGCUGUGGGGUGGUGCUGACGGGCUCGGCAGCCGCUCUGCGCGGCGCUCAGUUGUUCCGGUUGUGGAGGAAAAAGGAAGUGACGCCGCAUGCAGAGCCCUGUGGCCUCCUGUGACAUUCUCUCUAGCGCUGGGGGUGCAGAGAGGCUUCCGCGCGGCUGAGACCCAGCUCCUUCCGGCCGCCCGUGCCCUAGUUGUUACUCCCCGGGUCGAGGCUAGGAGGGGCCUUGCGGUGUCCAGACCAUGUGCUCCACACUUUGAGACCAGGAGGACCUUGGUGUUCUGAAAUGAAGAUGGAGACAGUGGGAAAAGCAGAACUUGUUCAUUCAGAAGUUCCACCAAAGACUUCUGAAAAGCAAGAAACUGCUCCUGAUGAAGAUGGACCUAUAGAACUCGAGACACAAACUCAGAAAGACAACAUGCACGCUGCAGCAGACUCAGCGGUGCUUUCUUCAAUGCCUUGCUUACUGAUGGAACUGAGGCGAGAUUCUUCAGAGUCUCAAUUGGCAUCUACAGAGAGUGAUAGGCCAAUGGGUGGUCGAGUUUACGAGAGUGACUCUUCUAAUCACUGCAUGCUUUCCCCUUCCUCCAGCGGGCAUUUGGCUGACUCAGACACAUUGUCUUCUGCAGAAGAGAAUGAGCCCUGUCAAGCUGAAGCUGCUGUAGAGGGAGACCCUUCUGCCAUGUCUGGGGCUACAGUUAGGAGGAAAUCCAGGAGAUCCAGGUCUGAAAGUGAAACUUCAACAAUGGCUGCCAAGAAAAACCGACAGUCUAGUGAUAAGCAGAAUGGUCGAGCUACCAAGGUAAAAGGUCAUCGAAGUCAAAAGCACAAAGAAAGAAUCCGGCUCUUGAGACAGAAGCGGGAGGCAGCUGCUCGCAAGAAGUACAACCUGCUGCAGGACAGCAGUACCAGUGACAGUGACCUGACGUGUGACUCAAGCACGAGCUCAUCAGAUGAUGAUGAAGAGGUUUCAGGGAGCAGCAAGACAAUCACUGCAGAGAUACCAGAUGGACCUCCAGUUAUAGCUCACUGUAAUAUAUCAGACACAAACUCAGACCCAGAAGUGGUAAAUGUGGACAAUCUGUUGGCAGCUGCAGUAGUUCAAGAGCACAAUAAUUCUUUAGUAAAUCAAGACUCAGGAUCUACCUGGAGAACCAGAGGGCUGCUAGAUGAACUGAGUGCUGACACAGUUUUUCUUCAUAUUCAUGGAGAUUCAUCCUCGCCGUCUGGUCAGUUGAAUAGUUCUUCGGCGGGGAGAUGAAUAUUAAAUAUAACUUCUGGGAACCGCAUAUUGAGAUGCAUGUCCCCGAUGGCGGAGCAAGGCCCAUUUCGGUGGUAAUGGUUGGGUCGUUCACAAUCCCAUCUCUGGAGAGGACCCAUCUUCCUCAGACCUUCUCUCCUUUCUCUUGUAAAUUUGGUCGUUCGCCAUUUCCCGGCAAAGUCAUUUUUCGAUUCCCAAAUCUGUCUACCCCAGUCCCAAAUGAUUUUUACCAUUUAUUUUAAAGGGCACAACUUGAUUUAUAUUAUACAUACAUUAUAAACAUGAAUUAUCCCACAUCAUUUAUCACAGGGACAUUAAAGAUCAUCUCAUUCCAACCCUCCUGCCAUGGACAAGGGCCCCUUCCACUAGGCCAGGAUGCCCAAAUCCCCAUCCAACCUGGCCUUGAACACUCCCAGGAACGUGGCAGCCACAGCUUCUUUGGGCAACCUGUUCCAGUGCCUCACCACCUUCACAAGAAAGAAUUUCUUCCUAAUAUCCAAUCUAAACCUGCCCUGUCAGUUUGAAGCCACCAGCACAUGAAUCAAAGCCUCUGAGCAAUUCCAUUUCAUAUUUCUCUAUGUGCCCAGCCACUUCUAUUAAAUAAAGAAAUAUCUGUGACCCGUUUGAGGGCUUUCUGGCAGUCAGUGAUAUUUGCCAAGAAAUGUUCAACUGAACUGAAAUGUUAGGGAAAGUCUGCCUGGGCUAUUAAAUUAAGUUCGACUGACAAAUCUUACUUUGCCUUGUGAGGUGGAAACUCUUCCUUUGGGUACCUAGCAGCACAUGGGUUUCCUUCCCUUGCAAACCCUGAUCAGGUGUUGCACCAAGGGUCUUGGCUUUUACAAAAACUGAACAUAUGGUCUCUGCCCCUCUAUUUGCUUGCAUCUUUUCCAAGUAGUGUAAGCAGCCAGUAGAAGAUUUUCUGGGACUUAUUUUAAUUUCCUCUCUCUGUGGUCUUUUCAUCUACCUGGGGAUAUAAUCAGUUCUGUAUGUUUGCACACCUUUGAAAUUGGGUGUUAUGUUACUGCUUCCUCCUCCUCUGUCCUGCGUACUUGGAGAAGGGGAUGGAGCUUUCAGCACUGUUUAUUCAAUACCAUUUUACGUCAUAGUCAUAGACAUGCUUUUGGCAGGGAAAAUGCCAUGGCCAGAAAUCAAAGGGGGGCCAUUUUUGUUUGUCUUACUCCAUCUAAAGGACCUGCAGACCCCAGCACCCCAUGCCCUACCAUUUUCCCCCAUUUCCCAUCCCUCCAGGAUGUUUUUGCUGGACAAGGGGCUGAGGAGAGACAUCAGUGCAGCUCCCGGAGGAUGGUGCUGAAGUGACAGCACUGUAAUGCAGCUGACACCAGCGGAGCCAGGGCUGCACAGCUUUCGGUUCAACAUGGGACUGGUUCUUCUCCCCCCUUCAGGGUGGCAAAGUGACCUGGAGCAACAGCAUUGAUUUCAACUGAGUCCAGCCAAGCCAAGAGGGACUCCAGCUGAGCUGGAAAAGAGCCCAGUGAGGUGGUAGGAAGAGGCAGCUGAGGUGGCAGAACCAACCACCACACACCCCCAGAAUGGCGGACCAGUGGUAGCAGCAGUGCAGGAACCUGGUAUCGAACUGAACUCAGCAGAGAAAGACACUCACUGCCACCACCACCACCACUGUCGCAGAGACAGAGCAGGAAAACCUCUACCGCAGAUCCAGAGCUGCUCCAGGCAGCACCAGCACCCCCCAUCCCCCAUUGGAAUUGCUCUAUAAGCCCCCGCCAUCUUUUCUUUGUUCCAGGGAGGCCUCAUGUCUUGGUUUGAAAGACAGGUGUCUGCUAGGGAGGGGGCAGGACCUCCCUGGAGAUGGAGAAUUCAAAUCCCCUCCCUCCAAAUUAUUCUAAUUUAGAAAAUUAAAGGGGCUCUCAGGCAGAGGUAUGGGGAUAGGAAUAACAGUUCUCUACUAGUAUAUAUGACAAAACAAACAAACAACAACAACUAUAGCAUUAAUAAUAAACAGAACCAGGAACCUCAAGGGCUUUCUUUCACAAAAGCCCGAGGGCAGCUUGAUCUCAGUGCCCCUGCGGGACUCCGAGAGACCAAGCUGGAAACGGUGGAAAGUCCCAGGCUGUUGGAUGAGAUCAGAUGCUCUGUGCUGGUAGAUGGAACGGCAGGGUUGUCCGGGCAGGGCAGGGCAGUGUAGGGCUACAGAGUAGCAGAAAAGCCUCAAAGCGUGGAGGAAGCAGCAGCCGGACCAGCAGGGCAGGAGGAGAGCUCAGGAUUCCUGGCUACAGGAGCAGAUGAUGGUAGAUUUCCCAGGAUGAGACGGAGUGAUGACCAUGAACUCUUCCCGCAGCAAAACAGCCACCUGACCGUUCUCCCCGAUGCCAAGAGCAAGAGAGCGAAACUGCCCCCAACCCCUCUUUUAUUUCCCCCAAAACUCGCGUUAUCACCCCUCUCUGAGGGAAACUCCCGGAGACCCAAAAAAAAUAGGUGUAGCCUUGUGCUGCCAUUUCCUUUGGCCACUUCUUUGUUUUAGUUAAGCACUCAGUCAUUAAGUUUCCUAGCAACUUAUGGGAAAAAAUUCUGUAAGUGAAGAAGAAACAAAUCUAACCCCCAACACCUCAUGAUACUGUUGCCUUUUUCCCAACCUGGAAAUGAAACUUGAGAUAAUUUUAGUAAGGAGGUAAUAUAAGAGCAGAUCUUUAUUUGAAGGCUUUCAGGGGCAGUUAUAGAAAGAUGUCCAUGAAAGCCCACCGCCUCCAGGGAUGAGUACAUAUUUAUAGGUUUUAGGAAAUUAGCAUAAUUGAUAAAAAGCACCAAUUAGGAGGACAAGUGGUGAUGCAAUUCUCCCCCAGGUCAGGCCCCUUCUCUGGAGUCCCCCCCUCAGCACUGGCUGUACUUUGUCCAUGAAAAUGUAUCUCAAAGAGUUGUUCUCGGCCUUGGUUCCCAGGAAGAACCAAGAUAGUAUAGGGGCCUUGUACCCCUCAGGGCUUGGAACUCUGGAUUUUGUUUUGUCUUUCUUCCUAGGCAAAGGGCAUGGAAAAGUACUGGGAAAACUAAUCACUAAUACAGUAGGCUACAAAGCUACAAAUAUAUGUGUGAAGAAUACAGAGAACAUAUAAAAGAAAAAAAGGCAAAUCUCAAAAUGGCAUCAACACCUUGCUUUUGUUGGUUUAACCACAUCCUCUUUUGUACAAUUUUAUUUUUUAUUGUUGUGUUUAUUGCUAUUUUAUUUUAGUAAAAUUGUGCCUCUAA
Molecule: messenger RNA, 5140 nt
Organism: Prinia subflava (tawny-flanked prinia)
Lineage: Eukaryota; Metazoa; Chordata; Aves; Passeriformes; Cisticolidae
Product: protein ARK2N-like
Exons: 4
Coding region: 947-1921 (324 amino acids)
Biological process (GO): ubiquitin-dependent protein catabolic process
Molecular function (GO): ubiquitin protein ligase activity
Source: RefSeq, a predicted model, not a curated record